Molecule: messenger RNA, 1131 nt
Organism: Pongo pygmaeus (Bornean orangutan)
Lineage: Eukaryota; Metazoa; Chordata; Mammalia; Primates; Hominidae
Product: glutathione S-transferase theta-2B-like
Biological process (GO): glutathione metabolic process
Cellular component (GO): cytoplasm
Molecular function (GO): glutathione transferase activity
Source: RefSeq, a predicted model, not a curated record
UUCCCGGCGCUCCGGGAGCCUGCCACAGCUGCUGCCCACACCACCCUCAGCGCCUUCACUGCCAUCCCCGCUGUCCUUGCCGCCCCCGCCAUGGGCCUAGAGCUGUUUCUGGACCUGCUGUCCCAGCCCAGCCGCGCCGUCUACAUCUUCGCCAAGAAGAAUGAUCCCCUAGAGCUGCGCACCGUGGAUCUUAUCAAAGGGCAGCACAAGAGCAAGGAGUUCUUGCAGAUCAACAGCCUGGGGAAACUGCCGACGCUCAAGGAUGGUGAUUUCAUCUUGACCGAAAGCUCGGCCAUCCUGAUUUACCUGAGCUGUAAGUACCAGACGCCAGACCACUGGUAUCCAUCUGACCUGCAGGCUCGUGCCCGUGUUCAUGAGUACCUGGGCUGGCAUGCCGACUGCAUCCGUGGCACCUUUGGUGUACCCCUGUGGGUCCAGGUGUUGGGGCCACUCAUUGGGGUCCAGGUGCCCGAGGAGAAGGUGGAACGCAACAGGACUGCCAUAGACCAGGCCCUGCAAUGGCUGGAGGACAAGUUCUUGGGGGACAGGCCCUUCCUUGCUGGCCAGCAGGUGACGCUGGCUGAUCUCAUGGCGCUGGAGGAGCUGAUGCAGCCGGUGGCUCUCGGCUAUGAACUGUUUGAGGGACGGCCACGACUGGCAGCAUGGCGUGGACGAGUGGAGGCUUUCCUGGGUGCUGAGCUAUGCCAGGAGGCCCACAGCAUCAUCUUUAGCAUUCUGGAACAGGCGGCCAAGAAAACCCUCCCAACACCCUCACCAGAGGCCUAUCCGGCUAUGCUGCUUCGAUUUGCCAGGAUCCCCUGAAGGGUCCGGGAUGGAGGCCAGGAGAUUAGCAACAAGGAUUCAUUCUGUUACUUACUUGCCCCUUUUCAUCUUUCCCUCUUGCCCCAGUCCCUUGUCUCCAGCUUCAUGUGAAGCUUUGCACAGACAAGACACUCAGUGUCCUUGGCAGUGCUGCUACUCCUCAGGUGCAGCAUGCAUAACCAGUAAGAGACUAAAUCUGCAAUAUAUAAAGAGCUCCUACAAAUCAAUAACAUGAAGAACACUCAAAAAUUGGCAAACGUCAUCAGUGUUUUAAAUAGAAUAAAGAUUCCAGACACUUUGAAUAGAGAA